AGGAGACUACCAUCCUUCUCCUUGAAAGGCUGCUUACAGAGCUCCUAAGCAGCCAAGGCAAUGACUCCCUGGGUGUUCCUCUCCUGGACAGAGAAAGGAUGGAGCACAUCUGGAGUGUCCAGAAGAAGCAUGUGAAAUGCAUCCAAGAUCCCCCUGGUGUGGUGCUCUAUACAGAGAAGGGGACCUUAACCAAGGGUGGUGUGCUUCUGGGGACAUACAGAUGUGCCAGAGGCUCCACUUCUCUCGAGUCCUUUCACUUGCAUCACAACCGUUUCAUCCCAGGGACCAGUGCCAACAGUCUGAACUUUCAUAUUUAUCUGCUGGAGGGGCUUCACAGGUGGAACCAGGACCAGGAGGCUGCUUCCUUGUCAUCUGAACCAUCAGCUUUGCGCAGCUACACAGGAGAACUCCUUCACUGUGCAAACUGCAAUUACGAAAAGCUGUUUGGCAGGAAAGUGGUCCCCACGUUUUGUCCCCUUGCACGUUACACCGGUGAGCUCAUUGGAGUCCAGUAUUUGUUCCUUCAGACUGGUCAGGCACUGCAGGAAAUGAACCCAGACUCUGAGCAGACAGCAGAGCUCCUUGAUGACCUCAAUGUGGAAGAGCGGGAGGAAGAUGAGGGCUUCUGUGACAUCAACGAGGAUCACACCUUAAGAGAUCUGGAUGUUGUUCUGUCACCACUGUCCACACUGACACUGGGUUCUUUCACCCCUGUCACAAGAAGUGCCACCUCUGUCCUGGGCUCCUCAACGCCUUCAUUGGUCCCUGACACCAGUGUUCUGGCACAUAGCCUCCCACAGUCUGCGUCCCCUGUCCCCUCUGAGCCUUCUGAUUUACCUGUCCACUUGGAGUUGGAAGAUGCAGGGCAGGAAGGCGAUGAAGAGACGGCUGUUGACUACCAAAAUGUGCCUGGUUUUCAACAUGUGGACAGGCUGGCGUAAUAUCUGGUGGAGCUCCGGGGUCACACAGUCCUCAGCCUGACCAACCAGGAAGCCAACACCAUCAUUGGACUUUGUCAGAAGCUGGAUGACCGAGACAAGCAGAGGGUGGUGUAUGCAGCUCGGCACCAGGAGCGACUGCUGAGUGGGCGCUUCAGAACACCAAAGAGGCCCACUCACACCCUUGGAGUAGAGAGCACCACCAGAUGUGUGCUGGGUGCAGGCAGCGUACCCGCUCAGUGGCCUGACUGCUGCCGUCUGGUGGAGACCAUCUUCAUCAGGCUUUGCACAAUUCACCCUAGCCCCAAGAAAAAAAGAAAAGGGAAGCCUGUCGAGAUGGUCUCUGAUCCUCCAAGAAUAUCGAAGGAUAAGGCAGCUUGUGCUUGGAAACAGCAUGGUAAUGGAGGGAACAUCCAUGCAGCUGGUGGAGGUAAACCAAAACACCCUGAUUCAGUGGCACAAUAACAGACAGAAAAACAGAACUGUCUGUGCUGCUUCAGGCAAUUGAGUUGCCUCAG
This is a messenger RNA of Triplophysa rosa, 1456 nucleotides long. RefSeq lists its product as uncharacterized. The record is from RefSeq and is a predicted model, not a curated record. Lineage: Eukaryota; Metazoa; Chordata; Actinopteri; Cypriniformes; Nemacheilidae. The coding region runs from base 99 to 941 and encodes 280 amino acids. The transcript has 4 exons.